Aspergillus affinis is the source of this 1434-nucleotide messenger RNA. RefSeq names its product adaptin-binding domain-containing protein. Lineage: Eukaryota; Fungi; Ascomycota; Eurotiomycetes; Eurotiales; Aspergillaceae. Bases 1 to 1434 code for a protein of 477 amino acids. The transcript is spliced from 3 exons. Gene Ontology annotation, biological process: vesicle-mediated transport. The record is from RefSeq and is a predicted model, not a curated record. Gene Ontology annotation, molecular function: protein-macromolecule adaptor activity.
AUGCCCACCACCACCACCACCUCCCAAGAACCGUCCCAUCAACAAAAACAACAACGAAUCCCCAACCCCCGCCGCCUCCUCAUCCUCUCGCCCUCUUCGCAUUCCCCCACCACCAUCCCUCCCUUCCUUCACGCCCUCACCGGCACCCCGGUCCUCGAGGCCCCGUCUACAUCUACGACUACAUCUACAGCUACGUCAUCGGCGCCCUCGAACGAAGCAACAACAACAACAACAACAACACAGCCGAGUUUCGCAGGCUACACGACCCAUCCGCCCCUGCAGAUUCGCAAUCGGUAUUAUGUCGCCGAGGUACCGGUCUGGGUAGAUGAGAUUGCGCUGGAGGGGACGGCAACGUCAACGGUAACGGUAACCUCCACCUCCAGCUCGACCUCCACAGCAGAACCAGGAUCAGGACCAGAUGCAGAUGUGCAGUCCCAAUCCGAGAACAAAUCCAAAGAAGAGCAAGAACAAGAGCCCGAACCCAUCACCACGCCCUCGCUCUGGAAAAAGGAAUUCUCAGGCCCAGAAGCCCAAGUCGUGAGAGAUGCUAUCGGCGCCGUGGUGUUGUGUAUCGUGAAUCCGACUUCCAAUUCCAUUUCCACUUCCACCUCUUCUUCUUCGGAAUCAAAGACGGAGAUAGCCCCGGAGACGCAGACGCAUGUUGAUCGGCUAAAGGAGUUUCUGCGCGCGGUCGGAGACGUGCGCGCCUUGGUUGAAGAGGAGAGGGGUGGGAUGGGCGAUGUACCUGGGUUGGUGGUUUUGGUAGGAGGAGGAGAAGGGACGCAAGCUGCGACGGCGCAGCAGCAGAAGAAGAAGCAGGAUCUAGGAAGUGGGCAGGAAUCGGGGAUGGGGGAUUUAAGUGGUGAUUUGGGUGCGGAUCUAGAUCUGGAUACCGAUGCCGAGGAACCGUUCUCGGUCCCCUGGUGGGAAGACCAAUUAUAUGAGAUGGGGUUGAUCGGGAUGGAGGUUGUUAAUUGGGAUCCGAAGGCUGGAGGGGAGGAGACGGAGGAGAGGAAUCAGUUUGGAGAAUAUCAAGGACUGCGACGCAUCCGCGAAGUGCUGGAAACGCACGACUGGGCGCCAUCAUCUCUCUCCGACGACGAAGACAAGGACGGCGAUGACGAGGCCGACGAGAUCGAGAAGAUGUUGCUUGGGGCGGACGCCGACGAGGACGAGGACACGGGCUUUGGGCUGGAAGUCAACGAGCUGGAGCGCGAGAUGGUGGGGUUGCGGUUUGCCAUUGAGCGAGGUGGAGGGAGUGGGCGGGCGGAUGAGGACUCGCAGGACGAAGGCGAUGAUGAAUUGAGGGUCGAUGCGGUCGAGGCGUUGAUGUUGCGGAUGGCUGCUAUUAGAGAUAUGAGCGACGAACUACCCGAACAUGAACGCAAACGAUUCGCGGCCAAGGCUGUACGAGAUAUUAUGAAGGAGAUAUGA